CAGAAAUCAUGUUUAGAUUUGUAAAAUAUCUUGGAAUAGCUUCAGCAGGGUUCAUUUUCAUAACAGCAGACAAAGGAUUCUUCACAAACCUAUUUAAGAAAUUCGAACUUGAAGAUAAAGACUUAGAGGAAUUUGAGGCAUUUUACAUGAAUGUUGAUAGCAAAAUUGAAGACCAAAUUAAUAGUUACAAAUAAGUGGUUCAAUGAUAUCAACCAUUGUGUAAAAGAUGAAGAAAAAUAUGGGCAUAAAUAUUUGCAUCGGUUUGAGCUGAUGUACAUCCCUAACCAGUUUGACUCUAAUAAGAACUCAGACUCUGACCUCAAAGAAAAAAUAGGAAUUAUAUUUGAUGCGUCUGGGAUGACACCAGUUAAGCAUAAAGAGUUCGUUAGGAGAUAUACUUCCAACGGAUAUGAGUACAGGAAGUUUCCCAAAACUAAGACUUAUUACGAAACUUGUUCAUUAUUGAGACCAGAGCCUGUGUCUGAAUACAUAGGGAACAAAUAAGUUUGCGAACAAAUUUACAGAGAAAAUAAUAAAUGAAAUAGGGGAACGAGACGAAGGAGCCUACCCCUUCUUAGAGGUGUAUUUUGAUGAUAGAAUUGAGUAUUACGCACCAAAGAACAACAUAAGCCAAUUCUUUUUUAAGAAGUAA
Messenger RNA from Moneuplotes crassus, 652 nucleotides. The record is from the annotation of a GenBank genome assembly. Lineage: Eukaryota; Ciliophora; Spirotrichea; Euplotida; Euplotidae.